GUCACAGGCGUGGACGAGGACGGGGACGCGGGCGCGCUCCUGAUGGCGCUAGACCUGAAGAUAGACCUGCUAGUACCAGUAGAGGAAGAGGUGGUGCAAGACGUGGUGGAUAUCGCGGAAAACAAGAUGGGCAACAGCCUCGGAGUCGCCCAACACAUU
This is a messenger RNA of Acaulospora colombiana, 159 nucleotides long. The record is from the annotation of a GenBank genome assembly. NCBI's taxonomy places the organism in Eukaryota, Fungi, Glomeromycota, Glomeromycetes, Diversisporales, Acaulosporaceae.